AUGCUCGCUCGUCGUCGCCAGCGUAAGGCAGAGGAAGAGGCGAGGAUAGCUGAGCUGGUUGCACAGUAUGAGCGCAGUGCACUCUUACUCUUUGGCCCCCGCCCGAGAUCUCCCGGUCGACAUAGUACAGGCGAAUUGUGGUGGUGUAAGCACUAUCAGUGGUUGAAGGACAGCGGGUAUUUGCUCCGCAGUCGCUAUGCUCCAGACUGGUUCCCUUCAUGGAAAACCACCAAUGUAUCAUGGGUGGAGUGUGAAGAUAGACAAGGUCCACUCGUAGAGCAGGUGUUGGAUGCCACUCGAAUAUCUGAUGGGGCCUUUGUAACUUUGAAGUUGUUCAAAAAGUCACUACAUCCUUUCGAGAUUGAAAUAGGCCAGUUCUUUUCGACAGAACCACUUUUAUCCGACCCUGCCAACCAUUGUGUACCAUUUUACGAUGUGCUUGUUGUACCGGAUGACGAGGAUCGUGCUAUUAUUGUGAUGCCUUUAUUGCGUUUUUUCGACAAUCCGCCCUUCGACACUUUCGGGGAAGUGGUCGACUUUCUUCGCCAAAUUUUCGUAGGUUUACGAUUCAUGCACAAACAUCACGUCGCCCAUCGUGACUGCUUGAAUCUAAACAUCAUGAUGGAUGCAACACCUCUAUUUGUCGACCCGUAUCACCCUCAAGAUCUUGAAAUGAAACGCGAUUACACAGGGCGGGUUAGCUAUUACACUCGUACCCAGCGUCCGCCAAAAUAUCUAUUUGUCGAUUUUGGUAUAUCACGCCGCUAUGGUCCUAAUGAUAUAGCUCCUCUGGAAGAUCCGAUAUGGGGAGGUGAUAAAACAGUUCCAGAAUUCCAGCAGUCGAAUGAGCCUCGCAAUCCAUUCCCAACAGACGUAUACUAUCUGGGAAAUAUGAUCAGGGACUCAUUCUUGCUGGCCAAAACAGGUUUUGAAUUCGUGGAACCGUUGGUGAAAGUCAUGGUACAGGAUGACCCAGAAAAGCGGCCCAACAUGGAUGAAGUCAUUGUGCGGUUUGAAGGGAUCAUCAAGCAACUAAACAGCUGGAAAUUGCGAUCACGCGUCAUUAACGAGCACGAUGACAAUAUUUUUGGUUUUUAUCGUUGUGUCACUCAUUGGGCCCGCCGCUUCAGCUUUGUUAUCAGGAGGGUGUCUGCCAUACCAACACCGUGAAACUGUCAUACCUGCUACAUGUACUUCUGGAUCUAUCUGAAGAACUAGUUGGUGUGUUGGGCAUUCUACGUGCAGUCCAUAUGGCCAGUGCCUUUAAGACUGAAGUUACGUGCAGCCAGAAUGUAAUAUAUCAUCGCCCGCUGGGCAGCCCUGGACCGGCUUACCAGGAAAGACCAA
Serpula lacrymans var. lacrymans S7.9 is the source of this 1347-nucleotide messenger RNA. RefSeq lists its product as uncharacterized. Gene Ontology annotation, biological process: protein phosphorylation. The transcript has 5 exons. Gene Ontology annotation, molecular function: protein kinase activity; ATP binding. The coding region runs from base 1 to 1170 and encodes 389 amino acids. Lineage: Eukaryota; Fungi; Basidiomycota; Agaricomycetes; Boletales; Serpulaceae. The record is from RefSeq and is a predicted model, not a curated record.